Messenger RNA from Blastocystis hominis, 1384 nucleotides. RefSeq lists its product as hypothetical. Gene Ontology annotation, cellular component: cytoplasm. Gene Ontology annotation, biological process: protein phosphorylation. The transcript is spliced from 4 exons. NCBI's taxonomy places the organism in Eukaryota, Bigyra, Opalinata, Blastocystidae. The record is from RefSeq and is a predicted model, not a curated record. Gene Ontology annotation, molecular function: glycerate kinase activity. Bases 74 to 1384 code for a protein of 436 amino acids.
GUACAAUCUGUAUCUGUUAAUUCUGCGCAAAUUGCCCGUAUGUUUUCAAAGUGUGUGUGGGAGAGCGGCCGCCAUGCAAAUCUUUGAAGCUGGUCUGAAGAGAGCCGAUCCCUACACCGCCGUGUAUAACUACUUGAAGGACGGCAAGGAUUCUGUAGACGGUGUUCGUGUUGGUGAUUCCAAAUCUGUCGUGAUUGUUGGUGGAGGAAAGGCAGCUGUGCGCAUGGCCGAAGCCGCCGAGGACUACUUCGGCGACCGUAUUCACUCAGGUCAUGUGGUUACGAAAUACAAGCAUGCUGCCGGCAAUCACCUGAAGCGCAUUGGCGUAACCGAAGCGGCUCACCCAGUUCCGGACAAGAACAGUGUCGCUGGUUCGUUAACUCUGUUUAAGACGCUGGCCGAAAAGCCGAAGGACAGUGUUGUAAUUACUCUCAUUAGCGGCGGCGGCAGCGCUCUUCUCAGCGCUCCGUCUCCCGGCGUGACCCUGGAUGACAUUCGCCAGACGACCAACGUGCUGCUCGGCUGCGGCGCGACGAUCCACGAGAUCAACAGCAUCCGCAAGCACCUCUCUGCGAUCAAGGGCGGUCAUCUUGCGGAGGCGGCGUACCCGAACCCGUGCUUCUCGCUGAUUUUAUCGGACGUGAUGGGCGACGAUCUCUCGACGAUCGCCUCGGGCCCGACGCACUUCGACCACACGUCCUUCCAGGACUGCAAGGCGAUCAUCGACAAGUACGGCAUCUGGGACAAGCUCUCCGAGGGCGUUCGGAAGCAGAUCCAGGGCGGCGUGGACGGCACCGUGGCGGAGACGCCGAAAGAGGACAGUCCGGUGUUCGCGAAGUGCGUGUACACGCUGGUAGGGAACAACGACCAGUCGCUGGACGUGUCGGCGGCGAAGGCGCGCGAGCUGGGCUACACGCCGGUGGUGCUGUACAGCGGGCUGGAGGGCGAGGCCACGGAGAUGGCGGAGAAGCUGCUGGCGAUGGCGCGGGACAUUAAGAGCGGCAAGGGCUCCGUGAAGGCGCCCGCGGCGAUCAUUGCGGGCGGAGAGACGACGGUGAAUCUGGGAGCGAAGUUCGGACUGGGAGGCCGGAACCAGGAGAUGGCGCUGAAGGCGGCGAUCGCGCUGGACGGAGAGAAGGGAAUCACCUUCCUGAGCGGAGGCACCGACGGAACCGAUGGGCCGUGCGAUGCGGCCGGAGGCGUGGUCGAUGGAGAGACGUAUCAGAGAGGAAAGAAGAAGGGACUGGAGGCCAGGGACUUCUUGAAGGCGCAUGAUGCGUAUAACUACCUUAAGCAUUUGGAUGGAGAGCACAUCGUGACGGGACCGACCGGCACGAACGUGAUGGAUAUUGCAGUGGUUCUUGUGGAAUGGAGUGUUUGUUGA